This is a messenger RNA of Aricia agestis (brown argus), 1730 nucleotides long. RefSeq names its product activating transcription factor of chaperone (gene crc). The coding region runs from base 276 to 1289 and encodes 337 amino acids. Gene Ontology annotation, biological process: regulation of transcription by RNA polymerase II. The record is from RefSeq and is a predicted model, not a curated record. Gene Ontology annotation, cellular component: nucleus. Gene Ontology annotation, molecular function: RNA polymerase II transcription regulatory region sequence-specific DNA binding; DNA-binding transcription activator activity, RNA polymerase II-specific. NCBI's taxonomy places the organism in Eukaryota, Metazoa, Arthropoda, Insecta, Lepidoptera, Lycaenidae. The transcript has 5 exons.
CCCCUAAAAUGCCUAUUACUCAUCAUGCCCCAGAAGUAAAAAAGCGUGUAUUUUGUUUCUCCUGUGUAAUUUUAUUACCAAGAUGAGUUUCUAAGUAACUAAUUUGUGCGUUUGCACACCAAGUGUGCCUGUAAAGUUCAUCAAAAUGUUUGCCAAGAUGGCGUCUCUCACGGACAUCCGCUCCCCUCGACCACAACCAUCAUCAUCCACGGAUUACGACCAACACCGAUCGCUCGCUACUGCUUUGAUUAAUCCUGCUUACACCAUCGACAACAAUGAGUGCGAGCAAGUGGAUAUGGCCGUCGGCUUCGGCCGACAACCUUCUUACUGAUAAGGAAUGUUCUAUGCUGCUCGAGGAGUUUGACAACGAUGAAGAUCUAUUCAAGACCAUCACAAGCGCUGCACCCAAGAGCGAGUCUUUCGGUUUCGGCGUCCAGGACGACUUUUCCACCUUGUACCCCCCCUCCCCGCCGGAGAUCAAGCCCAGCCAGGCCGAGCUCGCCAAGGACAUUCUGCAGCAGCUAGAAAAUGAAUGCAAACAAGAAAAUGUGCUGCCAAACUGGUUCGAGGAGAAAACCGAGCUUUCGUUCUUCGAGAGCAUCCCGCACAUCCCGGGCGCGGAGGCCGAGGUGCCCCUCGCGGGCCCCGGCGGCCCCAUCCCCGUCGGGCCGGUGGGCCCCUACGCCGCGCAGAUCGUGCCCCAGCCCACCGAGGAGCUGCUGCGCGAGUUCGAGACCGUGUACGGCGUGGUGAAGCUCACCCACCUCACGCCGCCGCAGUCCCCGCCCGGGCCAGCCACGCAGCUGCUGCUCAGCUACGCGCAGCAGGCGCAGGCGCCCCCCGCCGACCAGUGGCCCGUCGGCCUGCCCGCCGCGCCGCCAGUCGACUACGACGAAUCCCAGGCCCUGGAGGAGCUGGUCCGGAACCGCGCCGCUCAACUCGCCUCCCCGCACCCGUCGCCCCGCAGCUCUUCCCCCUCUCCCCGCUCGUCGCCCUCCUCCUCGCCGCGCUCGUCCACCGACGAGGAGUGGGGCGCCCCCUCCCGCCCGAAGCCCUACUCGCGCGCCCCCGACGACCGCCGCUCCCGUAAGAAGGAGCAGAACAAGAACGCCGCCACGCGCUACCGCCAGAAGAAGAAGGCGGAGAUCGAGGUGCUGCUGACGGAGGAGCAGGCGCUGUGCCGCCGCCACGCCGAGCUCGGCGACAAGUGCGCCGACCUGCAGCGCGAGAUCCGCUACCUGAAGGGCCUCAUGCGCGACCUGUUCAAGACCAAGGGCCUCAUAAAAUAGACGGACCGCGCGCCCCGCCGAGCGCGCCGCUCCAGCGAUACGUCCGCCACUGCGUCGACGCGCGGUCCCGUGAAUCUAUCUAGAGAAUCUUAGGGAGUAACUUCCACGAUUUUCGUCGUAAGCUAAGCUAAGGUUUAAGUUGUACUCCUAAGUCGUAUUGUUUGCAUCUUAACCCCGGUCUCUUGUCGAGCAGCAUGUCACAGUAGUCGAGGGGACCGUCAUUCCGUAAUAAUGCCCCGCAACACCCCGUAACACCAGGGUGGCGCUUUUAUCUUCAUCGUUUAAUCUUCUUAGAGUAUAGGUUGCAUUCGUUGUAUAGAAUCAUGAACGCCCCAAAUUACGAUCAGCACUUGUAUUAAGUUUAUCAAAUAUUUUAUAUUUUAACAUGUAUUUGUUUUACACUGUUCUGUUUUAUACAAUAAAGGAAUGCGACGGCGGAAA